AUAAAACAAGGAACAUGAUUUUCGAUCAUCAAGAUGACAAAAUCAAGAAUACUCGGAGUUCUGUCUCAGCUCCUUUUAACGGCUAUGAUCUCUCCCAUUCUGACUGUUUCAAGUUUACCGGACGGCGGAGAUCAUGAGAGGUUUAAGAGACGCGAUCCUCUUAACAGCUUUAGAUAUUACAACGGAGGCUUCGAUGUUCGAAACAAACAUUAUUGGGCUGCUACGGCAUUUACGGGAAUCCACGGUUACGCCGUUGCCGGAGUGCUGAUUAUCGUCGGCGUCUGUUUGGGACUUCACCUAGCUUUCUCCGACAAAAGAAGACGUGUUUCUUCCACUCGCCGCAGAUAUCUAGACCGUUGCUACCUUCCUCUUUUCUUACUUCUCCUCCUCUUCAUGUUCUUCUCCAUGGCAGCGACAGGGAUAGUGAUAGCAGCGAACCAGCGCUCGAAGAAUGGAACAGAGGAAAUGAAAGAAACCAUAGACAAAGCAGGAGAAGAUGUUGAAAGAAACAUCCGUACAGUGAUAGGGUCGUUAACUAAGAUACAGUAUUUGCUGCUUCCAUAUAAUCAAAACACGACUCAUCUUCUCAACGUUACCACCCAUCGACUCGGAAAAGGAUCUCGCCUUAUUCAAACUUUUCUUCGUCAUAACGGUCGUUCCAUUGAUCUCGCCAUCAAAAUCUCGUAUAUAUCUCAUCUUAUGAUUGCAUCGACCAACUUGUUCGUUCUGCUUCUAGCCUUUGUUCCUCUGUUGCUUCACUGGCACCCUGGAUUUAUCAUGGUGAUAUACUUUUGCUGGAUCAUAACCACUCUCUGUUGGGUACUAACUGGAUUCGAUUUCUUCAUUCAUACCUUCGCAGAAGACCUUUGUUCUGCUUUCAAUGGCUUCGUACAAAACCCACUAAACAGUACGCUGACUAAUCUUUUCCCUUGCAUGGAUCCACUUCAUUCUCAGAAAACCUUGAUUGAGAUAAGCUUGAUGAUUCACAACUUCAUCACCGAGUUAAACACAAAAGUAGCAGAGUCAAUGCGUUCUAAUGCGUUGACUGAUCGGAGCAAUACUGUCUUGUCGGCGCCUGGAUCUGGAAUAAUAUGUGAUCCGUUUGUUGGACAACAAAUUAAUAGCUACACACCACAAAGCUGCUCCAAUGGCGCCAUCCCAAUCGGCGAAUUCCCAAAUAUUCUUUCGAGAUUCACAUGCCACGACAAAGUUCCACCAGAAACUUGCAGAAUCACCGGAAAAUUCAUCCCGGAAGCAGCUUACCUCAAGGUCUAUGCUUAUAGUAACUCAGCUCAAGGCAUGCUUGACAUUUUGCCUUCUCUUCAAAACCUAACAGAAUGCCUUGCCCUCAAAGACACGUUAUCGAGCAUCGUCUCUAACCAAUGUGAACCCUUUAGAGCUUCGAUGUAUCGCCUUUGGGCAUCAAUCCUUGCUCUGUCUCUUAUUAUGGUGGUUCUGGUUUCGCUCUUCCUCGCCAAAGCUUUCCAAGAAAAAGGAAAGAGUUUUGCUUGGUUCUCGAUUCAUCCAACUUCAUCCGAAGAAAUACGACAAGUGAACAUAUAAUGUAGUUAGUGUGUGUGUGUAUAUAUUAUAGCAUACUGGAUUUUUGUUUUUGUUUUGGUAUUUACAUUUUUUUAUAAAUAUCAUCGAAAAAGAUAGAGAGUGUUUAAUUGAAUAAUGUAAAUAUGACAUUGUAUCAAACAUUUGUAAUAAGUGUGACUGAAGAAGUAAA
Messenger RNA from Capsella rubella, 1732 nucleotides. RefSeq lists its product as uncharacterized. Bases 34 to 1563 code for a protein of 509 amino acids. The transcript is spliced from 9 exons. NCBI's taxonomy places the organism in Eukaryota, Viridiplantae, Streptophyta, Magnoliopsida, Brassicales, Brassicaceae. The record is from RefSeq and is a predicted model, not a curated record. Gene Ontology annotation, cellular component: membrane.